CCUCACACAGGAAACAGUUUAAACAGAGCUCUGUUCACUUGUUCACUUCCUUUAUUAACAGUUAAACUAGCCAGGAAGUGCAGCACUGGGGUGUUUUUACACAGAGACGCAGUAAGACACUGUUUUAGUCUUUUACAGGUCAGAAAUGUCUCAGAGUGUUUAUGAUGAUCAUCUCUGGAUUGAGGAGCUGAACACAGAAGAUUUAACAGAGAUGGUUGUGGUUUAUUAUGAGAGUGUGGAUGCUGUUAGAGGUCAUGACCCCAACACAGACGCAGAGGAUGCCAACAUAAAGACAACCCUACGAACAAAGAAAAACGAGAGUCACACUGCAGACAGCAGAUUCUACAGACUGACUGCAGUGUGUCUGGGGCUGCUGUGUGUCCUCCUGCUGAUGGCCACCAUAGCACUGUGGAUCAAACUUUACAGCUUAAUGACGUCAAAAGAGCAGUUACAGACCAACCUGACCACAGAGAGAGACCAGUUACAGACCAGUUACACCAACCUGACCACAGAGAGAGACCAGUUACAGACCAGUUACACCAACCUGACCAUAGAGAGAGACCAGUUACAGACACAGAGAGAUGCAUUACAGAAGAGGCUGUCUGAGCUGGAGAAACACAUUAACAACCCAGAAUGGAGCUACUUCAACUACAGUCUUUACUACAUCUCUACUGAGACUAAAACCUGGAGUGAGAGCAGAGAGGCCUGCAGAGAGAGAGGAGCAGACCUGCUGAUCAUCAACAGCAAAGAGGAACAGGACUUUAUUGAGAAGUUUAGAAGAGUUCAGAAGGCUUGGAUUGGUCUGACAUACAAUAAGACAGAGGGUGUCUGGAAAUGGGUGGAUGGCUCAGCACUGACCACUAAGUUCUGGAGAUCUGGAGAACCCAACGGUAAAGGAAAUGAAGACUGUGUUGUAACUGGCCAUGUGUCUGAUCCUGUUCAAAGCUGGGCUGAUUUUCCCUGUGAUAACAAGUUUGUUUGGAUCUGUGAGAAGAGAAUAUUUGAAUAGCUGCAUGUUAACAGUUGAAGCAGCAGUUAUUUAUGUAUUUAAUAACUGUCUGUCUACUAAUAAGAUUUGGCCUGUGUUCUGAUUAUACCUGUUUGUUUAUUUAUAGUAGUGUAAACAGGGAUAAUUCUGAUGUUAAAACAAAGCCCAGCCUGUUUAUGUAACGGGGAGCGAGGAGGCGAACGCACGUGCUGAGAUAAGCGAGAUUCAUUAUG
Molecule: messenger RNA, 1221 nt
Organism: Pygocentrus nattereri (red-bellied piranha)
Lineage: Eukaryota; Metazoa; Chordata; Actinopteri; Characiformes; Serrasalmidae
Product: CD209 antigen-like protein C
Exons: 5
Coding region: 146-1009 (287 amino acids)
Source: RefSeq, a predicted model, not a curated record